This is a messenger RNA of Scomber scombrus (Atlantic mackerel), 2932 nucleotides long. Its product is annotated as transmembrane protein 238-like. Lineage: Eukaryota; Metazoa; Chordata; Actinopteri; Scombriformes; Scombridae. Bases 133 to 627 code for a protein of 164 amino acids. The record is from RefSeq and is a predicted model, not a curated record. The transcript has a single exon.
CAGUGAGUCAGUCAGGGCUCCGCUGUCCUGCAGCUGUCAGCACCUGCUGUUGUUUCUUGUUUCCACAUCUGGAUUAACUUUGGGGAAAAGCCUCACAGAAAGCUUUUGGUUUGGAGGACCUCUGCUGUCAUCAUGUCAACAGUUGUCCAGUUGGAGCCAGUCAUGGAGAUGACGUAUGGAGGAGUUGGACGCUGCAAGUGCUCAUUUUGGUUCGCAGUGGCCCACGACAUACUCGGUGUGUUCAUCAUGAUGGUGGGGGUGUUUGGAGGCCUGAUUAUCCACGACUUGUUCAUCUAUGCCGGGGCCAUCAUCAUCUUCCUCAGCCUGAUCUGGUGGGUGUUCUGGUACUCCGGGAACAUUGACGUACCUCCUGAGGAGCUUGAGGAUGACGUGGGCCUGAUGAAACUGAAGAAACGUGGAAUCAGCCGGGUUGUGAGGAGCCUCUCCAAUGGGCUCAGGAACUCUUUCAGAAGGAAUGGUGGACACUUCAGAGAGGGCCCCACGGGCAACAACAGACCUUCAAACAUUGGACAGCCGCCAAGCACAGAAUUUUCGCUCUCCACUAUCUUCGACUCCUCCUUUACCUCCUCAUCAAAAGAACUUGUGAGAGAGCCGCUGUCAAUUUGAACUAACCAUCAAAGACUUUUAAUAACACCAAGAGACACUAAUCUUGGAUAUUUGCGUCCUUUCUCAUUAGUUUAUUCUGUUGAAAGGGAUUUUGUGUUUGCUCUGCUAAUAUGCUAAUGAUUACACAGCAAUGAAGUCUUGUCUAGAUAAGAUCCACAUGCUCUUAUCUAACUGAUAAGGUUUAAACCUUGCACACCAUAACACAGUGCUGCAAAUGACCAUAGCUCUCUCGUUAGUCAGUAUUUUGUUAUAUUUGUUAUAUGGAUAUAUUAUCUGAAGGAUGUUUUUUCUUGUUUAUUAUAUAUAUAUAUAUAUAUAGCUAAAGAUACAUUUGGGGACAUUACGUAGACUUACAUUCAUUUCCUAGAGACAAACCCUAACCUUAACCACUGACCCACAAUUGGGGACACAGCUUUAUUCCCAAUUGGACAAACCAUCCCCAAUGAACUGGUACCAGGUCUGAAAUUUGUCCCCAAAAGUACAGACACACUCACUUAGGCUGUUGAGUUCCCAGGAUAGAUAGUUGCAAGGCAUCUAUUUUAACUUGUAAGCAAAAUACAUAUAAAUAAAGUGAAUCUAUUUCUGCCGUUACACUAUUUAGUUAAUAGAUGUUAAAGUUCGUAAAGUUUUACCACUAAACUUCACUGAAAAAUGUCCGGGAGUUAUACAUUUUACAGCACCUGUACAGUUUGACUUAAAAUGCAUAUCAGGCACAUAGAUCAUUAACCAUGUCCCAGUUAUAUAGCAUGUUUAUCAUUGUUCCAACUUGAUGACAAUGCCAACAUAAAUCAUCUCUUGAUUUGGGUCUAUUCAUUCUGCUUGGGGUCCAGUGGUAAUGAUUAAGGAUCUUGGUGAAAUGCAGUACAGCUUCAUUCCAUUGUUGUUGUUCAGUGUAUUCCACCAAUAUCUGUCUCCCAAGACAAUGGCAUGUCUGAUGAAGUCAUAGAAAAUUAAUGUGCCCCCGCUCUUUAAGGCUGACAUGUUGUAGUUGGCUUUGAAUUUCAGAGACUGCGGCGAGAUCAGAUCUUAGCAGUGAGAGGAGGCAAUGCCUAAGCUGGAGAUAUCAGAAAUCUGUACUUGCCAGAUUGCAAUAUUGUUAUGGAUACUCAAAGAUAAAUGUGACAGUCUUCAUAUAAGUAUAAAUAUAAAUGAAAUGAUACAAAUCUAACCUAUAGGAAGGGAGAGUCCCCUGAUGUCUUUGAGUAUAGUUUAGUGCAAUUAAAGAAAGGCUUUUCCUUUGACAUCUAAACAAUUCAACACAUUUUUUAUUAUUAUAGGAGGUGUGCAGAAAGGCAGAGUGUUAUCAAGUGCAGUAAUUAUAUAGUUGACCUUUGUAUUAUAACCAUUUUUAUUACAGUUUAACUUAAUCGCCUACACACUAAAACUGGGCCUGUUAACUAAACAUCCCAAACCAUCUAAAAAGACAGACCUAUUUCUCAAAACUAUAAACACCAUCACCAUGUUUCAAGGCAUUCAAUAUCACUAACUCAAGUCAUCACAUCUGGAACACAUGGGUCAGUUCCCUUGUUUUGGAUCCACAAAGACCUGAGGCAGAAUAGAUGUGGUUUCUUUCUUUAUGACCAAACAGUUAAAAAAAAAAAAUUCAUGUUGUUAAUUACACUCUUGCAUAUAUUUACAGAACAUUUCUUUUUCACUAAAAACAGCAUAUUGAGGAAUUAAACAUUCAGUGUGUAAUGGCUAUUUUGUAGUGUAUCAGUGUAUUUGAUGGGUUUUGUGUGGUGUCUAAAGGCACAGCUUGGUUUAGAUGUUUUAUAUGGUUUUGAGUGAAGUGUUAACCCUACCCAAUAGUAAUAUAUUCAGUUCACUCAAGUUAUGUAAAAAGCACUCAAUGUUUCAUAUGAUUAGUUGGAGAUUAGACUGUAUCAUUUUUCUAAUGUUGCCCAUAAGAUGAAUACCCAGGUUUUGAUAUGGGCAUAACCUUUGAUUUGGUCCAGUUCAUUUUAUAGCCGGAUAUUUGUGAGAAACUAUUAAGAGAGUCCAAUGUAUCAUCUGCGUACAAUAACAAUUUAUUUAAUUUCUUACCUAAAUUGUACUAUGAAUAUACACUGGGUUUAAUGUCUUUCUCUUUCUUGAAUCUAAUGUGCAGUGAAUGACCUAUUAUAUAAGAUGUUAAAAGAUUCUCAUAUAAAUCAAAUCAAGUUUAUUUAUACACACAAAACUACAUACAAUGUGUUAGUUGGCUUUAAGGCCCCAGGGUUAGGGCUCUGUAUUGAUUUACAAAAAAUCAAGACUGUGUUACAGAGCUGGAAAUUAAACUACCUCUGCUGUAGUUUUUUAGCCUGUA